AUGGUCAGACUGGACCGGAACGCUGUACAGGAAGUGAUGUGGAACAUCAGUGGUCUCAGAGGAAGAGCCGAGGAGGGGGGCACCGGCUGGAGAGCCUUACUCACUCCAUUCAAGUCACUGACUCACUCAUCAGGACUGCCCUGGGACAUCUUUAUCAGCACCUCUUUGGAUUUCAUACAGGCAGGCCUGCGCCCAGCGGCCUUCUCCCUUUCUCCUACCCUUGUCUCCUCUAACGCGGACCCUCCACCGCCUGCUCUGUGGCCCCCUUUCCGUCUUCCCACCACGUCUGCGGAGUGGGUGCCGGCUCCCUCCCCCAGGGGUGGGAGUGAGGAGCUCGGGGACGGACUCGACAAACCCCUGGAGAAUGAUGCGGAGGGCGUGUGGAGCCCGGACAUCGAGCAGAGCUUCCAGGAGGCCCUGGCCAUCUACCCGCCCUGUGGCCGCAGGAAGAUCAUCCUUUCUGAUGAGGGCAAGAUGUACGGACGGAAUGAGUUGAUUGCACGGUACAUCAAGCUGCGUACAGGGAAGACGCGGACCAGAAAACAGGUAUCGAGUCACAUCCAGGUCCUCGCCCGACGGAAGGCCAGAGAGAUCCAGGUGAAGCUGAAGGACCAGGCCGCCAAAGACAAGGCCCUGCAGAGUAUGGCCACCAUGUCCUCAGCACAGAUCAUCUCACCCACUGCUUUCCAGAACAAGAUGGCUCUCCAGGGUCUGUCCAGACCGGCGUACCCCACAACGGGUGGGUUUUGGCACGGGGCCCUCCCAGGACAGCCAGGAGGCCAUGAAGACAUUAAGCCCUUCUCCCAGCAGAGUUACGCCAUGCAAGCGUCCGGCCCGACCCCCAUAACAGGUUAUGAAAGCACGGCAGGGCUGCAGAUGUCUCCAGGUGCCCCCCCUUGGCAGGGGAGAAGUAUUGCCAGCUCUAAGCUAAGGAUGCUGGAGUUCUCUGCCUUCCUGGAGCAACCUCAGGACCCAGAGACUUUCAACAAGCACCUGUUUGUGCAUAUCGGCCAGUCCAACCCGAGCUACAGCGACCCCUACCUGGAGUCUGUGGACAUCCGACAGAUCUACGACAAGUUCCCCGAGAAGAAAGGAGGUCUGAAGGAGCUGUUCGACAAAGGGCCGCACAACGCCUUCUUUCUCGUCAAGUUCUGGGCGGACCUAAGUGUAAACCUGCAGGAUGACAGCAGCUUCUUCUAUGGUGUUUCCAGUCAAUAUGAGAGCUCUGAGAACAUGAUUAUCACCUCUUCCACCAAAGUCUGCUCCUUUGGCAAGCAGGUGGUGGAGAAAGUAGAGACGGAGUAUGCACGCUUUGAGAAUGGGCGCUAUGUGUUCCGAAUUCACCGCUCCCCAUUGUGUGAAUACAUGAUUAACUUUAUCCACAAGCUGAAACACCUGCCGGAGAAGUACAUGAUGAACAGCGUACUGGAGAACUUCACUAUCCUACAGGUGGUGACUAACAGGGACACGCUGGAGACCCUCCUCUGCAUAGCAUACGUCUUCGAGGUGUCCACCAGCGAGCACGGCGCACAGCAUCACAUCUACAGGCUAGUCAAAGACUGACACAGUUGGACCUUCCCUGCUUUAGACCCAUUGUAGCACCUCAGUGAACAACUGCAGUAAACAACGGACGACUUCCUCCCUUAGCUUAAAGCUGAAUCAGUCAGGAGCUCAGAGAAACACUGGCUUUCUUAGCGCGCCCAGGAACACUACUACUGCUGAGGAAGAGGAAGAUUUGGGAUUGUGGAAGCUGAAAGUGGUGAGAGAUUAAAAAAAAAAAAAGAAGAGGACCAUGAUACACUGUGGUCUCUAUACCAAAGGAGCCAAACCAGACCUGCAUGAGAAGGCUGUUGAAAGUUGUUGGUGUUUUUCAUCUCAUUUUACUUGUGCUUGUUUUUGAUUAAGUCUUUGACACACAUGCAUGUGCAGAGGAUGUAUGCUACACAGGAGUUUGGCUGCCUCACGGUGCCACCUAGUGACUUCAACAUGAAUAAUAACCGGGAAAAUAAUCCACGUAGACUCAGAAUCCCUCCUUUGCACAUCCAUAAAAAUAUCACUGUUUUUGGUGCCAAUCUUUGUGUUCUUUGAGUAAUUGUGUACAGCUUCUCUGAACAGAGUUCUGAAGAAAAAGAGGCUAAAAUGAUUGAAGAGUUAUUGUAUUCACUCUGUUUGAUGUUUAAUGUUAAAUGUUUCUUGUAUUGUCUUAAUGUUUUCGAUUAAAAUGAUCUGACUCAACAAAGGCACAUAAUAACACUGCUAACUUGAACCACAUGUAGAUCUGUAAGCUCAUUUCAGAGGUUGUCUGAAACUGUAACUUGCCCUGAAGUGUCAGAUGAAAAUACAAGUGUUUCUU
Molecule: messenger RNA, 2353 nt
Organism: Cheilinus undulatus (humphead wrasse)
Lineage: Eukaryota; Metazoa; Chordata; Actinopteri; Labriformes; Labridae
Product: transcriptional enhancer factor TEF-3-like
Exons: 12
Coding region: 1-1563 (520 amino acids)
Biological process (GO): regulation of transcription by RNA polymerase II; hippo signaling; embryonic organ development
Cellular component (GO): transcription regulator complex
Molecular function (GO): RNA polymerase II cis-regulatory region sequence-specific DNA binding; DNA-binding transcription factor activity, RNA polymerase II-specific
Source: RefSeq, a predicted model, not a curated record